Neolamprologus brichardi is the source of this 10553-nucleotide messenger RNA. RefSeq names its product low density lipoprotein receptor-related protein 8, apolipoprotein e receptor (gene lrp8). Gene Ontology annotation, cellular component: apical plasma membrane; plasma membrane; signaling receptor complex. Gene Ontology annotation, molecular function: hormone binding; protein binding; calcium ion binding. Lineage: Eukaryota; Metazoa; Chordata; Actinopteri; Cichliformes; Cichlidae. The record is from RefSeq and is a predicted model, not a curated record. Gene Ontology annotation, biological process: receptor-mediated endocytosis.
AGGAAAUUUUACUUACAUGCGGACAACCGCGGAGCCCCCCAGGAUCUAACGAUGUGGACAGAGGUCGGAAAGCUCGUGCUAUUACAUCUGUUACUCCUGGAGCUCCAUUGCGCUAAAGGAACUCACACGCAGUCAGAGUGUGAGACCGGGCAGUUUCAAUGCAAGAGCGGAGCGUGCAUCCCGAUCGUGUGGAGAUGUGAUGGAGAUGAUGACUGCCCCGACAGCAGCGAUGAGGAGAAUUGUCCGAAGAAGACGUGCGCAGCCACAGAUUUCACCUGUAAGAAUGGACAGUGUCUUCCUGCUAGGUGGCGCUGUGACGGAGAAGUAGAGUGCGCAGACGGUUCAGAUGAAGCCGAUUCAAUCUGCAGCCGACAGACCUGUCCUCCGGAGAAGUUUGAUUGCGGAGGGGCUGCCAGCAAAUGUGUUUCAUUGUCAUGGCGAUGCGACGGAGAAAGGGACUGCGAGAACGGGGCAGACGAGGAGCAGUGCGCCGCGGAUGGCAAGGCCUGCCCCUCCAAAGACUUCCAGUGUCGUAACGGGAAAUGUGUGGCACCGAUCUUUGUGUGUGACGGAGACGACGACUGCGGGGACGCCAGCGAUGAGGAGAAAUGUUCGGCUCCCACCUGUGGGCAGCAUGAGUUCCGCUGCAACGACUCGGAGUGCAUCCCCGCCCUGUGGAGCUGUGACGGCGACCCCGACUGCAAGGACAAGUCAGACGAGUCCAUGGAGCGCUGCAGCCGGAGGACGGAGCCCCAGAAACCCCGCUGUCUGGUGAGCGAGUUCCAGUGCGGGAGCGGCGAGUGUGUCCAUUUGAACUGGAAGUGUGACGGCGAUGCAGACUGCAAGGAUAAAUCAGAUGAAGCAAACUGUCCACUGCUUACGUGCAGACCUGAUGAGUUCCAGUGUGGCGAUGGCUCCUGUAUUCACGGCACCAAGCAGUGUAAUAAAGUUCACGACUGUCCGGACUACAGUGAUGAAGCAGGUUGUGUCAACGUUACAAAAUGCGACGGGCCCAAGAAGUUCCGCUGUAAGAACGGGGAGUGUAUCGACAGCAGCAAGGUGUGCGAUAACGUGAAAGACUGCAAGGACUGGUCAGAUGAACCUGUGAAGGAGUGUGGCCUGAAUGAGUGUGCAGACAACAACGGUGGCUGCUCCCACAUCUGCAAGGACCAGAGAAUUGGUUAUGAGUGUGACUGCCCCUCUGGCUACAAACUCCUGGAUAAAAAGACGUGUGGAGACAUAGACGAAUGUGAGAACCCAGAUGCCUGCAGUCAGAUCUGCAUCAACUACAAAGGGGAUUACAAGUGCGAGUGCUAUGAAGGUUAUGAGAUGGACCCUGCCUCUAAGACCUGCAAAGCCGUAGGAAAGAGUCCGUACCUGCUGUUCACUAACCGUCAUGAAAUCCGUCGUAUUCACCUGCUGAAGAGUGAGUACACACAAGUGGUCCCUACACUGAAGAAUGCCGUGGCCCUGGAUGUGGACGUGUCCACCAACAAGAUGUUCUGGUGUGAUCUGUAUCAUCAGAAAAUAUACAGCGCUUACAUCAACAAGGCCAGUGACUCAUCACAGCAGGUGACGCUCAUCGAUUCGCUCCACUCCCCGGAGGGCCUUGCUGUCGACUGGGUCCACAAGAACAUCUACUGGACGGACUCAGGCAAUAAGAGCAUAUCUGUCGCUACGGGAGAUGGCAGGAAAAGGAAAAUGCUCAUAACCACCGAGCUGAACGAGCCACGAGCCAUCGCUGUGGAUCCGCACCAAGGGUUUAUGUACUGGUCAGACUGGGGAGGUCAGGCCAAAAUUGAGAAGGCUGGGAUGAAUGGAGUGGAUAGACAAAUUUUGGUGUCUGAACACAUUGAAUGGCCCAAUGGAAUAACUCUAGACUUGUCCAACAGACGACUUUACUGGGUGGACUCCAAGCUGCACCUGCUGUCCAGCGUGGAUUUCAAUGGUGACAACCGCAAAGUGCUGCUCUCCUCGCAUCACCACCUGGGCCAUCCAUUUGCCCUCACUGUCUUUGAGGAUCGUGUGUAUUGGACAGACUUGGAAGAUGAAGCGAUAUACAGCGCCAACCGACUGACGGGACACGAUGUGGCCAAGGUCGCAGAGGACCUUAACAACCCCCUGGACCUGGUGGUGUUUCAUGAACAGAGGCAGCCCAAGGGUCCUGAUACCUGUAAUAUGGGCACACUGCCUAAUGGUGGCUGCGAGUACCUCUGCCUGAAGGCGCCUCAGAUCACAGACCACUCCCCCAAGUACACCUGCGCCUGUCCUGACGGCAUGGAGCUAGGACCAGACAUGAGACGCUGCGCCAUCAUUCGACCGCGAACAACCACGACAGCUGCCCCCACCACAACCACAACUUCCACGACGACCACCACAACAAGCACAACAACAACAACUCCCACAACCGUUGCCACGACCACAACGCCCUCUACCACCACCACCAGCACCACCUCUGCUACUACCACAUUACCACCCACAGCCAAGACUACAACACCAGCCCCUCCUCAGACCACCAGGAGCGGCAGAAUCACAGAGCACCCUCGGACUCCCGCCGCUACCAGUACAGAGACGACCAGUUUGAGCAGCACUAGUCAGAAGUCCACGUCCACGCACACACCCUUAUUGGCUGCCGUGGCUCCCAACAGCAUUCAGAAAGAGAGCAAUGCCAACCUCUCCCACAGAGCUGCGAGUGAUCACUACCUCAUAGGUAACAACAUCACAGUAGCUGUUCUGGGGAUAGUCAUUCCUAUCGUCCCUAUCCUUGCCACAGUGGUCAUCGGAUUGCUCUGCACCGGCGGAUACCUGGUCUGGCGCAACUGGCGGCGCAAGAACACCAAGAGCAUGAACUUCGACAACCCGGUGUACCGCAAAACCACAGAGGAUGACGACGACGAGAUCCACAUCGGGCGUCAGAGCGAGUCCAUCGGUCACGUCUACCCAGCAGUGAGUGGCAGCCACAGUCAGCCAUUCAUAGCGCUUCCUCUAGGGGGCGGCGUCACAGACAACAACUCUCACUGGUAUUCGGGGGCGCCGAUGCUCUCGAACGCUAAGUGAGAGGUACUGCGGAGGAAAGGAAGAGGUGUGAAAUAUUGGGAGUUGGCACGAGGGUUUGGAAAAGCCCGUUUUCUUGUACAUGUCAGCCUGGUGAAAAGAAAGAACAGGCUCGCACACGUUCACAUAUCAUUUUGUUUUUGAAGUAAUUACCGAACACACCUGUCACGUGUACACGUAAACCCUCGACACAUUCGUUCACCUUCAGCGACCAUAUUCAUGCGAUACAUCCCUGCUGCCGACCCGCCAUCCCAUUUAUUUGUGCAUCGUGUUAGUGUUUUUGGUUGUUGAAGUGAGUGAUUCCCAUUUCCUGACAAAACCCUUGUGCACAGGCAAAGCAUUAUUCCUUUGCUUCAGAAACGUUCAGCAGCCAAGAAAUCAUGAUUAGUGCAGAUGAGAUGCAAAAAAAGAGGUGAAAGAGGAGUCGCUCUAUAGCCACUGCUCACGAAUAAAUUGGACAUGUAGAGUAGAUAGUUGCAUCAUAGCAUUGAACUAAUGCGAUUUUGUUUUGAGGUCACCCAAAAUUUGAAAAAGGGAGCACAAAUCAGGAUGAAGGACUCUCUCGAAAUACAAUUUAUCUUGCAGAAACCAUAAAUCUCAGCAACACAAUCUCAGGAUUACCCUGAUGACUUCCCACUGAUGUAUAUGCAGUUUUAAAAGUCACUGGAAGCUGCAUUUUCUACAAACCCUGGACACAGCGGCAGCUGCAACACGUAGCAGUAAAGUAAAAUGCCCUUAUAUCCAGGCUGUGCGUCAUUAGGAGUUUAUGACAUUUACCGAAUGUGCUUCUUGUUUUGGGUGUCAGAGAGCAAGCGGCGAAGGGCAGCCAAAAAGGAUAAAGGAGGGAGGGUGAGACGGGAGUCUAGCGCUUUGAUCUGUUGGCAUGGUAACACAGAUUUCUUUGUGUCACCCCGGAGAGAAAGAAGGCAAAGAAUUCUGGGUAUCACUGGCAUGAUGACAGGCGGGAAGCACGCUCAGACAGACACUGAAACAGGUGCACGACUGAGUCAUAUUAAGAUUCAAGGUCGAAGUAACAACCUACCCUCGCCGAACGAGAGAGGGGACUUUACUCCUUCUCUCUCGUUUUCCCAGUUUUAUUACAAACAUUUGUACAAAUCUUAUGUAUUGCCUUUUAUCUCUUUAGUGGUUUUCAUCCUCUUCUUUUCUCUUCCUAACUUUUUCUUGCCCUUUGUCUCAGUGUGGCAGCUCGGGCAGCCAGAGGAAUCAGGCUUGCAUUAUGUGGGCCAGACUUUCCCAACCGUAGGCAGGCAGCCUGCAUUCCUCGCUACGAGCAGCCAGGGAAGGAGGGGACAAACAAGGCGUUGGGGGGGCUGAAUUGGAAAGAAACGAAGACGAAGGUCGGGGAGAGGAGGCAGAAUAGUGAGAGGGCAUCACAUAACAAAGCUGCCAUUUUUCUUCUGGGUUCCACCUAGACUGGAAUCUUGUCUCCCGUUCUCCUCUUUUUCCACUGAGCCUCUCUGUUUUCAUUCCCCGCUGUUCUAUCUCACUUCUUUCUCCUUAACCAGCCUGCUGUGGUAACGGUCUUUUUAUCUGCUGUUUGCAGCGCGUGGCACUCAGUCUGGAGGAUGAUGGCUAUCCCUGAGGGAGGAGGGGGAUGCAGCCUGCACCCCUGCGCUCCCAUCCUGGCCCCCUCCUCUCACCACAGCCUCUAGAUCACUACAAUGAGGCCAGUACAACGCAGAGGAGAAAAGAAAAGGAGACCUCAUUUUGCCUCCCCGUUUUUAAAGAGCAGGGAUGACAUGUACACCUGUUAAAUCCCACCUCCAUCUCCUACCGUCUCCACUGGAGUAACACUACUACCAUUAUUAGCUACUACUACUACUAGUUUAGUAGCCUCUGCUCCACUCCUCUCUUCUCUCUGCCUCUUGUUAGCACCAGUGCUGCUCAAAAUGCUGCUUGAUGAUGAUAUUGUCCAUACUAACCUCAUUCAGCUGUCUCAGUGCACUUUGUAAAUAAAUGGAUUUCUGGCCGCCGUGCAAGCAGGAGAAGGCGGCAUGCAUCAUUUUAAAUUCCUCGUGCUUUCACUGUAUUUAUUUCUGUUGCGUUUGCUGUUGUAAAUAUGUGACCAGCACCUCUCAGUGCACAGCACGAAAGACAAGUUUGGAAGGAUGGUGCGGUACAGUGGCAAGCAAGGACGCUGUAUUUCUUCAUUGUCAUGUAAGGAGACCUUUUUUAAGGGGUUUGUUGCAGGGGCGGUGUCAUCAUUUUUCACACCUAGUCCCUCAGAUUUGCCCUUUCACUUACUGUAAAGCUAAAUAUAGCCAAGGAGAGGAAAACUGAUGGGGUCGUCUGUACAUUUAGAGGUGAUUUUGGGGAUAAAGGAGACUUUUUUUUUUCUUUCUUUUUUUUUCCUUUGCAAUUGGAGGGUUUGUGCUACCAGAGGGUAGUGCCUCAAGGCUUAAAGCAGCAGGGUAGAAAGGCAAAGGAUUAUGGGUAAUCCCCUCUCCUCUGCCAUCAGAGGUGUGCAUACAGUCAAUAAUGAACUUGGGAUUGUUUUCCUGUUUGCACUGAGUAGCAAGAAUCCCACAUGUGUUUCUGAGUCUUCAUUUGCAUCUGCCAGCGUCAAUAUUCUAGCAGCGAGAACAUAUUCUUUGAAUUGAUGCAGGGAAUUGGAUGUUAAAUAGUUGUUUAGUGAUCGGAUUUAAAAACAUGUAAGUGCAUGCUGCACUUGCUGUAUAGGAAUCCUGGAGGAAAUGAAGAGUGAGAUGACAAGCAAGAAAACACAGAGGUGUUUGACUUUGAGUGACCCCAUAAACAUCAGUCCCAGCUGGGUUUUUUUGUUUGUUUGUUUGUUUUGGGAUGAGGUGGGUGGGGGGGCUACCUUUACUCCCCCUUUUUAACAAUGCAGCUGUGUGUUUUCUGGAUGUGAUGCUGUAUUUCUCAUGUCUGUCACUGUCACCGUCUCUGUGCGGUGCGCAGAUGAGUAACACACCGAGGCCGACUGAGCUGAGCGCCGAUUUGAAAAAUGGGACCUGAUCUCCCUUGGUUUGCUUCGAACCAGCUUCCAGCCUAUUGAAUCAGUUGCGAUUCAUGCCAAUGAAUAUUGUAAUAAUUGCUCAUCUUGUGCUGGAACAGCGAAUCACUAGAGGCCGCGAUGACAGAAUAGUAGAACUGUUACAAGUAGUCGAGGCAAAUUGCCAGCAUUCUUAUUCAGGACAUCAUUUAGUGUCCUAAUUGAAAAUUUGACAGUUUUAAGCACAGUUAAAACACAUUAUAUACUCUGUAAGGCAGUUUUGGAUGGUCUAAACUAUAAGUACAUGAAACACUCGUCUUCUUGCCUAAUGAAUCUGAUCAAUGCUGCAUUUAAGAUCCUACAUAUUGGACUAGUAAAUCCAAUAUGACUAAAUAACACACACACACAAAGGUUCCCAAUGCAAAUGUUAAAGUCUUCCAUCCUAGACUCAGUACGGUCUCAGAUUAUGUAUUCAUGCAACAGUUGAUUAAUGACGGUUAUUAUUCAUGGAUUUCACUAUUUCUUGGAAGGCUUAGCUUCAGCGUAAGAAGCUCAGAUAACCACGAGGGAGGAACAGAAAGGCAAGGAAAACAAAGAUGAAAGGUGGUGUAGGGCUUGACUGCCAGAAUUUACACCGCCAUAUGUGAGCAGGUUUGUACUUGGAAGAUGAACGGUGGGUCGUUUGUUUUCCCGGAUUUCUGCCAGUGUUGGCAUCGCCUUAUUCUGACAGUCGCUCCUCUUGCCUCCCUCGAAAGGAUGGCACUCUCUCCUCUCAGUUUAUGAAGCACAGUGGGUGAUUUGUAUGAACUGUGUGUGACAAGUAGCAAGCCAGACAGGUAAAUUGUAGUCCUCUCCAGCAGCGCGCUCCCCCUACACCCAUCUAACGGAGGAGGAUUGAGCGCUAGGGGGAGGCCAUCUCCCUUCAUCUUCACCUUGUACAGAUGAAGCAAAAUGUAAUGCACUGCACAGUGGGGCAGAUUGGGACUCCACUCAGCAUGACGUUAGACUGGUUUGUUAGUUUCCACCAGUGACUGCUUUUUAGGCCUUUAAGAAUUGACAUAUAUUGAACAGAUUUGAUGAAACACUGAAAACAAUGAUGUAGAUUAGCCACUGGAGUUUUUAUGCGUAUAGGAUCCAGUUCCCAAAGGAGAGAUUAGGUAGUGAUGGAAAAAAUCUGGAUGUAAGAUAUCUUUGUGAAUUUAAGAUUAAAUAAAUCACAGCUCCCUGAGCUGAGUCAGCUCUGCGUGCCAACACUUUCCUUCAUGUCCAUGUUUGCUUCAGGUCUAAUCGAGUUCCAUGCUGGAGGUGGGGGGUGCAGGUAGGAGAAUAAAUUGCUUAUUUAUUGAGGUGUAGGAAACUUAUUAUGGCUACAGUGUGAAGACAGAUUGGCUGGUCCACUGUGUGGUCACCUCAAGAGCAUUCGUCUAUUCUGAAGGACAUUGAAAGAAGCCCAGAACGGUCCUUUGUCUGUAACUAUUCAAGGUAGUAAUUGUAGUGGCAAUGGAGGGCUUACUGUGACCAUAGGCUAUCUAGACAUCUGCUUCACUGUUGUUCCAUAUUUACAAGACUAUUAAGGGACUAACCACUGGUGUGAUGUCAGCUAUAUCAGCUUUUUUCCUCUAGGUCAGAUAAGCUUAGAGUGCACUGGGUCACUAUUUGUUUUUUAGUUCAGUGUUUAUCUAGUAAUCACUGCUUUAGAGAACAAAGUGCAACAUUAUAAACGAUACUGUGAGUUCUUUAACACUUAAUGGGGAAAUAUACUGCACUAAAAUGAACUUUUUCCUUGUAGACUGUGUUUACUGAAUUGAAAAUGUUGAUGUACGUCUAAAAAUGUCUUGCUAGUAAACUUGAAAUCUUUGAGAAAAAUGAGUUAAUUAAAUGAGUUGGUCUUGGCAUUGUUGUGUUGUAUGGAUUUCUGAGUUACUGGAACUCACUACCUUUUGUUGAAGGAAGAAAACAGGGUACAUUUGUUCUGGUGAUUUACAUUUAAGUGAACGCUUUGCUAUUUUACUUUUAACACAGAAUCAAUGCUGUCACCUAGAAAUGACAUUUAUAUGGUACUUAAUACUAAAAUGUUAUCUGAAAGGCCGAUUUUAUUGGUUGAUGUUGCAUAGUUUGUCCACUAGAGGGCGCGUCGCAACUUCCCUGUUGGCGGUAACAAGCAGCAGAUCCAAACAACAUCAGGCAGUGUGUAAAUGAGUAAACAACCACAUAUCAGCUGAUAUGAGUUUAUCAAAUUUAAAUCAGCAGUUGUGACUAUUGGUUUUAAGAAUUCUAUAUCGUUCAGACGCUUGUAGAUGCUAGCUUGUUUUGUCUUUUUGUUUUGUUUGUCUUUGAAGGAGAAUACAUUAUGCUUAUAUACCAUGCCCAACCAGAAUUGGCAAUCAGAUGUUCAAGGUGAACAGAUGGCAUACAAAACAACAGAAGAGCUAUUUUCCUUUCUGUUUUAGAGCUUUUAGUUGACUGCUGCUCAAACAGCUCUCACCUACAGUCCAAAUAGAAACCAGAGCUAAUAUUUACAUAUAUCAUAUCAGAACUAUAUAAAAGGACUAAUAUGGUCCCUUUAUAUGUAUAGACGCCUACAGCUACUACAUAUAAAAUGUGUUGCUAGAGACUGUGUUUUGCUUCAGUGUAGUUUCUAGGUGACAGGAUUGAAAUGAAUAUAAGUUGUUAUUUUAUGUAGAAUGCAUACUGUUUACACCAGCAAAAGCAUAUCUAUAGGCAUAUUUAUAAUAUUUAACUCCUUGAUAUUUAACUCUAUUUAACUCGUUCACUGAUUGAGAAAACAAAUAUUCAGAACAAUCCUAAUGGACAUCUUAAGUGCAUAAACUGUGCAAAUUGUUACUAAACUGAGGGAGGAAGUUGUUGCUUGUUAUCAGCGUAAAUAGUGAAUACUAACAGUCCUGAUAACCCCGAUACAGUCUUCCUGAUCUGUGCUCUCCAUUUUGCUUGUCUUUUCCUUUUCUGAGCGGAGACCUUACGUUGCUUUAACCACAAUGCUCUUCUCACAUCGCUCCACCACUUCAUCUCCUCGAGCACUGUAUCAAAUGUAAUUCCAACUGUGAGUUUUAAAGUGUUUCUUUGGCUGUCGCACUGUUGAAUUUUAGCUUCGAGGGCAAAGUCCACGCUGUUGUUUCUGUGCACUCUCAUUCGCUUGCAACCCUCUCAUCUUCAUCUCACCCAUGAACAUCUUUCCUUUGGCAAGGGCUCUCAGUCUUUGGGUAGACAGGCACACAGCGGAGGAAUUAAAGAAAAAGAAAACACUGGAGGAAAUAACCUGAAACAACAACAAAAAUAAUAAGGAAAUCCCCAGAGAUAGAAAGAAAAAUGUGAACCAGCAAACCGGUGAACAAUCACACUCAGCUUGGAGAAGCGGCCUCCCCCUUGAGCUACAGUUUUGGACUGUGGAAGGAACCCUCAGUGACUCUACUUGGAUGGCACUUAGCUUUUGUUGACCCAGUGACUUUCCUCGAUACACUGACUCCUCUUUUUGUUAUGUGGGGAGGUUUUUUUUGGACUGUGUAAGUGAGUUGUAGUUGUUGCUCUCCUCCUUUCUCUGUCUCUCCCUCUCUAUCUCCUCACCAGACUAUUUCUAGUUUCAUGUGUAAUCUACUUGAUGUUUGAUUACUUGAAGGGGCAGCGUUCAGUUGCCUAGAUUUUUCGAGCACUCUGUGUAAAAUGAAGGCUUUCGGGAAAGAAGGUGAUCUUUGUGUAAAUCUUUUCAUGGCUCGGGAUGAUGAUGAUGAUGAUAUGUACAGGGGGAACGUUUUGAUACGUUUUUAUGGUCCUUCCACAGUCAAACAGGAUGAAGAAAUUGAAAGAAAAUCUAAGGCUCCAGAUUUUUUUUUUUUUUGCAAAACUGUCCACCUACAUUUUCUCAGAAAUCUUGCUGAUAUGUCUUUGUCUGCAAGGAAAGAUUAAAAAAAAAAAAGAAAGAAAAAGAAAAGGAAAAAAAAACAUUUGGGCCUCUAACCAUUCCUCAGCCAUUUUUUUCUUUAUGCUGUUUGUUGCACAAAACUUUUCAAAAAGCCUUCUGCACUGUGUAAAGAAAUAACGUUCUUUGUAAGGGAGGAAAUAAAAGUGUGGUGGGGUUGGGGCUCGAGGGGGGUGUCCAGUGGUACAGUCCAGUGGUUUUGAAUCCUGACUUGUAAAUAAUACGUUUUCAUACUGCAGAAAUCUUUUGAUAAUGUUUUAAAUGUAUCUGUAAAAACAACAACAGCGGCAAAAAAAAAAACGGAGAAAAAAGAUGUACAUAAACUUCUGGGGUAAAAGGAGUGUAGACGAUAUAUGAAUUUAUUUGUACACACGAGCACUGGAUUUCUUUACUACUUGAUUGUAACUAAAAUUUAAUAAUCUGCCAAAGUGUUCCUAUUUUACUUUCACUUCCAUUUGUUCGUUUCUGUUUUACUUUCCUGCUUUUUAACAGCAAUGCGGAUUUUUAGAGUUUCUACUGUAUUUAAUUCUGUUUAAAUUUAAUUCGUCUUUUGUUAGGUUUUUUUUUGGGGGGGGGGGCGUAGUUGUUGGG